Messenger RNA from Adineta steineri, 705 nucleotides. Lineage: Eukaryota; Metazoa; Rotifera; Eurotatoria; Adinetida; Adinetidae. The record is from the annotation of a GenBank genome assembly.
AUGUUUCUUAAUUCAAAUGUUCAAAGUCGUGUUAGACACUAUGAUCUUCUAUUAACACGUGAAUUAUCAUUUAUUAAACGUGAACAUAUACAAAAUUUAAUAACAUAUCAAAAAUUAGAAAAUUCAAUACGUCGAGAUAAUGAACAAAUAUCAAAUAAUAAUCGAACUAAAAUAUCUAUUCCAUUUAAUAAUAUUUAUAAUGAACGAACAGAAUCAAUUGAUUAUCAUAAAGUAUGUAAUAUUGGAAAUAAUACUACUACUACUAAUAAUAAUAAUAAUUCAAAUCAAAAACGUCGUUUAUCAAGUAGUACUAGUAGUAAUAUGAGUCAAAAUCAAAUGGAUGAUUUUGAUGAUGAUACAUCAUCAUAUAUGUCAAUGAGACAUCGACGAUAUUCUACAAAAAGUCAACGUUUACCUCCAAUGGUCAAAGCUACUAUAUCAAUUGGACAAAAACGUAAAAGUAAAACACAACAUUGGAUGACAAAUUUUCAAGAAACAAAACGAUCCAAAGAAAAUUCCAAUGAACCAUUUACAAUAUUAGUUGAAGAAAUAUCAAGUCCUAAUCUACCAGAACCAACACCUCUACAAAGACAAGUUUGUUCAUUUCUUGAUACUUUACCAAAAUACAAAGGUAUUCAAAAUGGUUUCGAUAGUUUUGCACCUGCAUCACUCUAUUCUAAUCGUACACCAAUUGCUAUACGAUAA